UCUCACGCCUCUUGGCUUCCCCUAUAUCACCGCUACAAGAGGUGACAAAUGGUUUGGAUUGGUGAAUUGGUGGAUUGGAUUGGUGGAUCCACAAAUGGAUUGGAUCCAACGAAUUGGUGGAUUAUCCAUGAAUCCACAUGACAUCUUAAACCAAUGACCAAUAUGUAAAAUGCAAAAUGUUUAGAUACUAAAAUGUCAUAAUGAAAAUUUUAAGGUACCAAAAUAUAAUUUUCAGUGAUAUUUUCGUAUAAAAAUAUAAAUUUUAUGUACCAAAAUAUAAAAAGAAAGAUUAUAUGGACUAAACUGUAUUUUGUCGAUGAUCCAUGAAUCCAAGUAGAUUUGGAUAACAUGGAUUUGAUUUAAAUGGAUUGGAUUAGUUGGAUAUUUUUAAUGGAUUGAUGAAUUGGAUUGAGAAUUGUCACCUCUCUCUAACUGCUACUCUCCCCUCUUCACCGACAAUCCAUCCCCCAAGUGGCGCAAGACGGUGAAAUUCCCCUUGGGACAAAAACUCCAUUGCCGGACAAAGCUGCCCUAUAAUCCACCGGCUCGGCGGAGAGAUCAAUCCAGGGGUAUCUCUUCAUCCCGUCCAAAUGGUACCAGAGCAUUUAAGUAUAGUUGCUUAUGAGAUUUGGGUGAUGGAUUUGAUACCCAAAUUCCAAGCAUUAUGUAGUUGUAAAAAAAAAAAUUGUUUGUUGAAGUACACAAAUUAAUGGUCCAUGAAUUUGAAUUUUUUUAGCUCUAAAUCUGUGGACCCCACACGUAUUUGCAAAUAUCACAUUUCAUAACGUUAUUAUUUUCUCUCUGAUGGCGAAAUGGAUAAACAGACGAUUUUCGUGUACUGCAGUGCAAUUUACCAGUGACACAGUGAGAAAGAAAAUAAAACGGAACACAGUGCAAUUUAUCUCUUCCCAGCUCUCGUCUCGCAUGCCCUUUCUUCCUCCGACCGCCGCGGUUUCUGCCCUUCCCGCCCGUCAUUCCUUUGCCGCCGUUACUUGCCUCCCCAUCCAGAGGGCUCCGUUUUCCUGUCCUUUGGCCGCGCUAGUUCUCUCCUGAAGAAGGGCAUUCUCAGCAGGCUGAAGCUGAACCAGGUCUAUACAUCACCAAUUCUGAGCUUCGGAACUCUCGCCUAAUUGCCUUUUCCUUAGAAGCUACAAUUACUGCUGUUAAUAGCGUAAGGCCUGUUUUCUAUAGCUUGAAAUCGAGAUUUUUUUUUUCAAAUAACGUCUGCUUGGCGGUCAGCUGACUUCACGUUUUCCCGUCGUGUUCGUGUUCGAAGUUUUAUUUCUUUGAAUUGAUAUUCUAAAAAUGUUUGUCUGCUUGUCUAGGCGGACUUGCGCGCUAUGUGUUCGAUGAAUUGCCCCACUGAAAGUUGUGUCCUCAUUUCUUGAUUGUUGGUUUUCCUAAUCGUUCUCUGGCUGGAAUUCUGUAAAAUUGCAGAACGUUUGCUUUCAUCUGCUGAAAACAUUGCCUGUCAACUGAUAAUAGCUGCUAGGUGGGUGAACUUUCUCCGCUGCUGGAUGCCCCACUAAUCGUCUGUGACUCUAUCCUUCCAUUUGCCAUCUUCUCCUCCAUCACCAUUAACGUAGUUCGGAGAUGCUGUCUUCAGCAAUUUCCCGCCUCAAUUUCCUUCCGAAGCCCUCUAUCGCUAUUUUAUCUCACGAAGGCUUCAAACACUGCGAGCAGCGGUUGUGGAAUCUAAAUCGCUCUCUCCUUUACUCGCGCUCCUGCGUUGCUUCCACUCCCCGUGUUUCCUCCUCCUGUGCACCCACUCGGGCGUCUAAAGACGACUUGGUUGUUCUCGGCAUUGAGACUAGCUGUGAUGACACUGCAGUCGCUGUUGUUAGAAGCAACGGCGAAAUCCUGAGCCAAGUUAUAUCUUCUCAGUCAGAGUUGCUUGCUCGAUAUGGAGGUGUUGCUCCCAAAAUGGCGGAAGAAGCUCAUUCCCUGGUGAUUGAUCAGGUUGUGGAGGAAGCACUUGAUAAAGCUAAUCUUACUGCAAACAAUCUAUCUGCAGUUGCUGUUACCAUUGGUCCUGGUUUGAGCCUUUGUCUACGUGUUGGUGUGCGGAAAGCUCGUAAACUUGCUGGUGCAUUCAACCUACCAAUCAUUGGUGUCCAUCAUAUGGAGGCUCAUGCUCUUGUAGCCAGGAUCAUUGAGCACGAUUUGCAUUUUCCUUUCUUGGCCUUGCUUAUUUCAGGAGGGCAUAACCUGCUUGUUCUUGCACGCGAUCUUGGCCACUAUAUACAACUUGGGACCACAAUAGAUGAUGCAAUUGGAGAGGCCUAUGAUAAGACUGCAAAAUGGCUUGCUCUCGAUUUGAGGAAGAGCGGAGGACCAGCUUUGGAAGAACUUGCUAAAGAGGGGAAUGCUCAAGCUGUUAAAUUUUCGACACCAAUGAAGCAACAUAAGGACUGCAACUUCUCAUAUGCUGGUCUGAAGACUCAAGUCAGACUGGCUAUUGAAUCCAGAAAUAUAAAUCCUGAGAUUCCUAUUUCUGCCGCUAGUAUUCAAGAAAGAAGCUCCCGAGCUGAUAUAGCAGCAUCUUUUCAGCGAAUAGCAGUAUUACAUUUAGAGGAAAGGUGUGAACGGGCAAUAGACUGGGCAAGGAAGAUUGAUCCCUCAAUAAAACAUCUGGUGGUCUCUGGAGGGGUUGCCUCAAACAAGUAUGUUAGGUCUCGACUUUACACAGUAGUCGAGAAGAACGACCUGAAACUUGUAUGCCCUCCUCCUAACCUUUGCACUGAUAACGGUGUAAUGGUGGCUUGGACGGGAAUCGAGCACUUCCGCAUGGGAAGAUUUGAUCCGCCACCACCUGCUGAUGAACCUGAAGAUUUCGUGUAUGAUCUGCGGCCAAGGUGGCCCCUGGGGGAAGAGUAUGCUGAAGGAAGAAGUGAAGCACGCUCUCGUAGAACAGCUCGGAUUCAUCCAUCUCUGACUUCUAUAAUUCAAGGCUCGCUUCAACAGCAGUAAUACCCGCUAAGAAGAGCAAGCAGCCUUUUUACCUGAUCUGGCUUAGUAGCUGCCGUUGCUUGUAUAAUAAGUCAUUUUGCCUUCUCUAGCAGCAUCCAACACCUGCAAACUGAAUGAAAUUUGGAGCUUCUUCAUCAAGUCGACACCAGGAAUCCGAGCAAACCGACCGUACAUGUAUAAUAUAUAUAUAUAUAUAUGUAAUUUAUGGGUCGUUUGGAAUGCAUAUUUGAAAGUGUUAUUUGCGGUUAAUUCCCAUAUAUAAUGUCGGAUUUGGGUGCAGAUACUAUGUAUUUCGCAAAUACUAAUCCUCCCCUAGUGUUUGGAGAAUAACAUAUUUGUGGUAUUCUGUUUCUUAAUUCAUAUGGUUACAAUAGUUAUUUAUCUAUUCUUGUUAUCUUCCUACUUUUACUCACUAUGUUCUUCGUUGCUACGAUUUUAAUGUUGACCGUUGGGGUGUAGAUGGAUCACCUUGCUAUAUUCCACAUAUCAUAUUAUUCCUUCCUCUAAUAGAUCGGAUCCACCACGCCGAAUUAAACCUAGAGUUCAGUGGUUGAACUUGAACACACACAAUUUUUUUUCCUCUAAACGAUCACUCAUAAAAAGAGGAUACAGAAUCGAUCCAAGUUUACAACCAAACUAUCUACUAUUGUACCAGGCUACAUAAUCAAACCCCCUUUGAAAGGGAGGUGAUAAACUCAGAGCAUGACG
Molecule: messenger RNA, 3678 nt
Organism: Linum trigynum
Lineage: Eukaryota; Viridiplantae; Streptophyta; Magnoliopsida; Malpighiales; Linaceae
Source: the annotation of a GenBank genome assembly